GACAGCGAAAGACGUCUUCUCAAAGCUGUUUAAAUGAGAAUGUCCCUGGCGCAAAGGGUACUACUGACAUGGCUCUUCACGUUACUCUUCCUGAUCAUGCUGGUGCUGAAGUUGGAUGAGAAGGCACCAUGGAACUGGUUCCUCAUUUUUAUUCCAGUCUGGAUAUUUGAUACCAUUCUGAUAGUUAUGUUAAUUGUAAAAAUGGCCGGGCGUUGCAAGUCCGGCUUCGACCCUCGCAAUGGCUCCCAAAACAUCAAGAAAAAAGCUUGGUAUCUCAUUGCGAUGCUCCUUAAAUUGGCCUUCUGCCUUGCCCUCUGCGCUAAGCUGCAGCGAUUUACGACCAUGAAACUGGCCUAUGUGUUUAUCCCUCUGUGGGCUUUGCUUAUUGGGGGUAUGGUUGAACUUGGAUAUAAUAUCUUCUACGUACGAAGAGACUAA
Eurypyga helias (sunbittern) is the source of this 438-nucleotide messenger RNA. RefSeq names its product transmembrane protein 60 (gene TMEM60). NCBI's taxonomy places the organism in Eukaryota, Metazoa, Chordata, Aves, Eurypygiformes, Eurypygidae. The record is from RefSeq and is a predicted model, not a curated record. The transcript has a single exon. The coding region runs from base 34 to 438 and encodes 134 amino acids.